AUGGCUGACGGCGUCGAGGUCUUUGUGGUAGGCUUCGUGCUGCCCAGUGCGGAGAAGGACAUGUGCCUGUCUGACUCCAACAAAGGCAUGCUGGGCCUCAUCGUGUACCUGGGCAUGAUGGUGGGAGCCUUCCUCUGGGGAGGGCUGGCUGAUCGUCUGGGUCGGAGACAAUGUCUGCUCAUCUCGCUCUCCGUCAACAGCGUCUUCGCCUUUUUCUCAUCUUUCGUCCAGGGUUACGGCACUUUCCUCUUCUGCCGCCUCCUUUCUGGGGUUGGGAUCGGAGGGUCCAUCCCCAUUGUCUUCUCCUAUUUCUCGGAGUUCCUAGCCCAGGAGAAACGUGGGGAGCACCUGAGCUGGCUCUGCAUGUUCUGGAUGAUUGGUGGGGUGUACGCAGCUGCUAUGGCCUGGGCCAUCAUCCCCCACUACGGGUGGAGCUUUCAGAUGGGGUCUGCCUACCAGUUUCACAGCUGGAGGGUGUUUGUCCUCGUCUGCGCCUUUCCUUCUGUGUUUGCCAUCGGGGCUCUGACCACACAGCCUGAGAGUCCCCGCUUCUUCCUGGAGAAUGGGAAGCAUGACGAGGCCUGGAUGGUGCUGAAGCAAGUCCAUGACACCAACAUGCGAGCCAAGGGGCAUCCUGAGCGAGUCUUCUCGGUAACCCACAUUAAGACGAUCCAUCAGGAGGAUGAGCUGAUUGAGAUCCAGUCAGACACAGGGACCUGGUACCAGCGCUGGGGGGUCCGAGCCUUGAGCCUGGGGGGGCAGGUUUGGGGGAAUUUCCUCUCCUGUUUUGGUCCAGAAUAUCGACGCAUCACUCUGAUGAUGAUGGGUGUGUGGUUCACCAUGUCGUUCAGCUACUAUGGCCUGACUGUCUGGUUUCCCGACACCAUCCGCCAUCUCCAGGCGGUGGACUACGCAGCCCGCACCAAAGUGUUCCCCGGGGAGCGUGUGGAGCACGUGACUUUUAACUUCACCCUGGAGAAUCAGAUCCAUCGAGGGGGACAGUACUUCAAUGACAAGUUCAUCGGGCUGCGUCUGAAGUCGGUGUCCUUUGAGGAUUCCCUGUUUGAGGAGUGUUACUUUGAGGAUGUCACCUCCAGCAACACGUUUUUCCGCAACUGCACAUUCAUCAACACUGUAUUCUACAACACGGACCUGUUUGAGUACAAGUUUGUGAACAGCCGUCUGGUGAACAGCACGUUCCUGCACAACAAGGAGGGCUGCCCACUAGACGUGACGGGGACGGGCGAGGGUGCCUACAUGGUGUACUUCGUCAGCUUCCUGGGGACGCUGGCUGUGCUCCCGGGUAAUAUCGUGUCUGCCCUGCUCAUGGACAAGAUUGGCAGGCUCCGAAUGCUUGCUGGCUCCAGCGUGAUGUCCUGUGUCUCCUGCUUCUUCCUGUCUUUUGGGAACAGUGAGUCAGCCAUGAUCGCUCUGCUCUGCCUUUUUGGGGGGGUCAGCAUUGCAUCCUGGAACGCGCUGGACGUGUUGACGGUCGAACUCUACCCCUCGGACAAGAGGACCACAGCCUUCGGCUUCCUGAAUGCCCUGUGUAAGCUGGCAGCGGUGCUGGGGAUCAGCAUCUUCACGUCCUUUGUGGGUAUCACCAAGGCUGCUCCCAUCCUCUUUGCCUCAGCUGCCCUCGCCCUCGGUAGUUCUCUGGCCCUGAAGCUGCCCGAGACCCGGGGGCAGGUGCUGCAGUGAGGGGGUCUCUGGGGCUUCGGGGUGGCAGGCACACUGUGAGACCAACAACUCCUUCUCCCCUCUCCCUGCCCUGCCAUCCUGGCCCCCAGAACCCUCAACUCCCCAUACCCCUGUUUGGUGUCUUAGCCAUGUGUGUGCGUGUGUGUGCGUGCGUGCGCGCACGCAUGUAUAUGACCCUGUGGGCAGGGACGACAGGGAAAGCUCCGUCAUCCCAGUUUUGGGAUGCAGCUCUACUCCCCACCUCCUACCACCCUUGACUUUGCACAAGAGAAGGCUUGGCCCCACCCUCUCCCCCCCUGUUAGUGAGGGGCCCUUGCUCUUCCCGGCUCCAGGGCCCCAGAACAGGUUCCUGCCUCCACCUCAUUCUCUCUGCCUAGGCCCUGGUGAGACCACGGGCUUGUGGUUAUGCUGGGGACUGGGGCUUGGUGUAGACCAUGGACCAAAAGAACUUUCACUUGGAGUCGGAAGGGCCUCGGGUACCCUCUCACACCUCCUGUUGGAUGCUGGGGGAGUAGCAAUAAACCCCAGCCCCCUGGCCUCCACUUCCCCUCCAUUUGGGCUUAAGUAAGAAGCCUGAAUUUUAUGAAAUUAGCUUUCUGAUUCUUAAUUAUUUAUAUGUUAAGUUCUGAGGCAGCUCAGCAGGACUGUGUGGGUGUGUGACUGUGUGUGUACACUUAUGUAUGUGUGUGUAUGUGCCAUGGGGUGGGGGUGUCACUAUACUGUCCUAAAAUACAAGCUAAGGGUAAUGUCAGUGGACACACACAACCCUGCCUCCCGUGGUACCUCCCCUAAUCUUGUUUCUGUGCCAGGCCUGGGAGGAAGGAGCCCUAGGCCCGCCCGGCUGGGGUAAGAGUCCCACAGGCUAGUGAGAUCUGAGGGCAUCUCCUCUCCUCUCAAGAAGCACAGCCUUCUCUGUGGUGAGAGGCUCCACCCACUAGAGCACAGACAGUGACAGCACAGCUGCCCUCCCACCCCCAGCCUGUCCCCUCACAGGCAAGGGGGCAGGGGAGGGAAAGAAACCAGGCAUAUGGGCAAACCAGCAGAUCCAAAAGCACAAGGAGCUGGGGCAGGGGCCCUCCCAGCAACUCCUCUAGAGUGGGAAGAGGUUGGGUAGUAAGCCAGGGACCCUCGUGCAGGGACCAGAGCCUCAGUUGCCCCAUCUCACCCUUUCCACACAAUAGCCCCUGUCGGUUAAGCUGCCCCUGUCCCACCCUAUCCGUAUGGCUGCUUUCUUUGGUGUCCCCCUCCCCACAACUGUAGCUGUGAUGUGUUGUAGUUUUUAGCUGUUUGUAAAGUGUUACAAGUUAAAAGGAAAAAAGUGAAAACAACAAAAAAGAAAACCCAAAUUCACCUUCCUCACUGCUGCGUCUGGUGCCGCCACCCUUUGGUCACACCCUCCAUUUUGUAACACUGAACCAGGUGGUGACUGUUUAACUCUUUGGUGUCUGCUCAAAGGACUGCCUUCUCCAGUGCCCAGUGUAUGUGUGUGCCCUUUCCUCACCCUUCUCUUGCUGGAUGCAGCCCUCUCCCCUGCACCCCCUGGAGGGACCAUCCAUCUCCCUUGCUCUCCUGGGGAACCCUAAACCCAACUCUGUUGAUGUGAAAAAUGAAAUGAAAAAUAUUGAUGAAAAAUAAACAGGAA
This is a messenger RNA of Hipposideros armiger (great roundleaf bat), 3343 nucleotides long. RefSeq names its product synaptic vesicle glycoprotein 2A (gene SV2A). Gene Ontology annotation, biological process: chemical synaptic transmission; transmembrane transport. Gene Ontology annotation, molecular function: transmembrane transporter activity. NCBI's taxonomy places the organism in Eukaryota, Metazoa, Chordata, Mammalia, Chiroptera, Hipposideridae. The record is from RefSeq and is a predicted model, not a curated record. The coding region runs from base 1 to 1701 and encodes 566 amino acids. Gene Ontology annotation, cellular component: synaptic vesicle membrane; neuron projection. The transcript has 12 exons.